AUGCAAUUAAUAAUUUUUGCAAUUCUGGAAGUCUUGUUUGUUUUCUUGGUGUUUUCAAAAUCAAAAAACAUUUCGUAAAAAAUAUUUUGACGUGUACAAUUCUCAUCCACGUUUAAGAUCAAUGAAACAAAUCAGACAUCAUUUUGAAAAACGUUUGAUUUUCUUAUCUCCACAUUUCCAAAUAUUGUGUAAUCGAGGAAACACAUUUAAAAAAGCGUUUGUUCUUUGGCUUUCAUCAUUUUUUUUUUCUGCACUCAUGUUGUAUUUUUCUCUAUUUAUUUUUCUUUUUUUCUUUUGCUUCCUCAUUCAAUAUUCUAGUUUAUUCACCCAGUUAUGCAGUUAGUCACAGUAAAUAUUUGGGAAAAUUAGCUGAUACGCUAACUGAAUCAGGAAAUAAUGUUGUGAGUUUUUAUUUUUGAAACAGUGUUUUUUUAAAUCUUUUUAUAUGUUAUUUUCUUCAGACUAUACUAGUCCCUAUAAAUGAUGAAUCGAAAAAGUAUGAUAGUGGUGCUGUUUUAACAAAAAAUGUGAUUUUUGUGAAACAAGAUGAUGAAAUGAAAAAUAAUAUGAACAAACUGGAUAUGGCGGGCGGAAUAAAAUCAUUGUGGUUGAUUGAAAAUAAACCAGAAGAUUAUAUUGAUGCUUACAAUUGGUUUAUUGAAUUGAUGAAAGAAUCUUGUGCAAAUGUAGUCAGAAAUCAACAAAUAUUGGACUUAUUGAAAGAAACCCAUUUUGAUGUUGGAAUAACAGAACCAAUGUCAAUUUGUGGAUUGGGAGUUUUUGAAUAUCUUGGAAUUAACAAAACGAUUCUUGCGACAUCAUCGACACAUUUUGAAGGAGCAGUUAGAAUGUCUGCUGAACCUAUUGAUCUUAGUUUUGUUCCGGCACAUGGAAGUCGAGUCAAAGAUGUUAUGAGUUUUUCCGAAAGAGUUGAGAAUUAUAAAGCAGUUGAAGUUAUGGCUGGAAAUCUUGAUAUCAUUUUCGGAGCGGAAGAAGUUGUUCUUAAAAAUUAUAUAAAUGUGCGAAAAUCAAGUCAAGAAUUAUUAUCAGGAGCUUCAUUGUUUUUCACAAAUUCUAAUCCUUACUUUGAUUAUCCUCGGCCGAUUAUUCAAAAAACUGUUGCAAUUGGAGGAAUAAGUGUUGAUAUGGAUUAUAUCAAAAAUCAAAAAUUAGAUGAUGAAUGGAAUACCAUAUUGAACCAACGAGAUAAAAAUAUGCUUAUUUCUUUUGGAUCAAUGGUUGAUUCAUCAGGAAUGCCACAAGAAUGGAGGUGAGUUAGAUUUCUAAACUACAAGUGAAGAAAACUCGAGGAUUAUUUUCAGAAACAAUAUUCUUGAAAAUAUAAAACAAUUUCCGGAUGUAACAUUUAUUUGGAAAUAUGAAAGCGAUGACUUGAAAUGGGCUGAUACAGUUCAAAAUAUACAUUUCUCAAAAUGGGUUCCACAAACAGCUUUGCUUGUCGAUUCAAGAUUAUCUGCAUUUUUGACUCAUGGUGGAUUAGGAAGUACAAAUGAAUUAGCUUAUUGUGGAAAACCAGCUAUUAUGGUCCCAAUUUUCGGAGAUCAAAUGAGAAAUGCAAAUAUGUUAGCUCGAUUGAAUGGUUCAAUUGUUAUCAACAAAUUUGAUCUUUCCAAUUUUGAAGUUGUCAAUAAUGCAUUGAAAAGUAUAUUAUAUGAUGAAAGUUAUUCGAAAAAUGCUCGAAAAUUGGCAGAACUUCUGAAUGAUGCACCAUUUGAUCCAAAGGAACUUGUUAUCAAAAACACCGAAUUUUUGGCCAAGUUAGAAUUUUCAUGAAAAUUUCAAUAAUGAAUACACUUUCAGAUAUGGACCAUUUCCAAGUAUGUCUCCUAGAAUUCAACAUCUCAAUUUUAUCGAACGACAUAUGCUGGAUGUUGAAAUUUACUUAUUCAUAACGAGAAAUAUUGUAUCUUUUGGUAUUAGUUCAUUUAUUUUUGUUUUCCUUGUACGGUUUUUGAGAAAAUAAAGGGUUUUUACGAAUAAAAAAUCGCAUUACACCAUAGUAAAAGUUUCAAACGAAAGAAAAUAUGAAUUUGUUAUAUGUGUUUACCGAAAACUAUCUCUCUAUUUUUCUUCAGAAGCUAAAGUCCUCAUUGAAUUCAACAAUACUUUAUUUUGAUUAUUUUUUGGCUACGUACUAAAAAAGGAAGAUGAAUAUUGUAGAGUGAAUAUAUUCUCGAUCGUUUUGUCUAACAAAAGUACAGUUUUUGAAUUCAUAAUAUAGAUAAGGUACAAUUGACCUUCGAAAAACAUUGUGUGGUUUGUGACUGUUUGUUGUCUGAUCAUAAAUCAAUUACACAAUGUUAUGAAACUGUAACUACAAAUACCAAAUAUUUUUUGUAUCAUAAUAUUUGUAGAUAAAUAUGCUAGUUUUUUUACUUUUUGUUUUCAAUUGUGUAUUUUCAUUUAAUAUUCUUGUUUAUGCUCCUCUUUAUGCUGUUAGUCAUAAUAAAUUUAUGGGUAAAUUAGCGGAUACUUUAACCGAUGCUGGAAACAAUGUGGUGAGUUCAAUUUAUCAAUUUGGCGUUGAGUAUAUUUUUCCACAACUUCAGACGAUACUAGCACCUGUUGGAGAAGAAAAUAUAAGGAAACAUAUUGGAGUUGAAUCGACAAAAAAUAUUUGGAUUGUAGAACAAGAUGAAAUUAUGAAAAGUAAAAUGAAUAAAACAGAAGAUCCAACUGUUAUGAAUGGCUUAUGGUUGGUAGAAAAUAGUCCAGAGGAUUAUGAAACUUGUUAUCAAGGAUUUGCUGAUAUGGUUAGAGAAACUUGUGCUAAUCUUUUAAGAAAUCAAGAAUUUAUUAACAAAUUGAAUAGAUCAAAGUUUGAUGUUGCUAUUCUUGAACCAAUAUCAUUUUGCGGGUUUGGACUAUUUGAUUUAGUUGGAAUUAAAAAUAUAAUCAUUGCUUCUUCUGUUACACAAUACGAAGGAUUUGUCCGAAAUUCAGGAGAACCUGUUGAUACAAGUUAUGUUCCUGGACUUGGAAGCCAUGUUACUGAUUAUAUGAAUUUCAAUCAGCGAUUGGAAAACCAUCUUUCAACUGAUUCAAUGGCGAGAAAUUUAGAACGGAUUUUCGAAUAUGAAAAUAUUUUACUAAAAGAAAAGUUUGGACCUGAUUUUAAAAGUUGGCAGGAUUUAUUACCAACUGCUUCAUUAUAUUUCACAAAUUCUAAUCCUUAUGUUGAUUAUCCUCGACCGAUAAUUCAGAAAAGUAUUGCAAUUGGAGGUAUCAGUGUGAAUAUGGAACAAAUGAAAACACAGAAAUUGACGGAAGAAUGGGAUAAUAUUUUGACAAUGAGAAAGAAAACAGUUCUUAUAUCAUUUGGUUCUAUGAUUCAUUCCGCAAAAAUGCCUGUUGAAUGGAGGUAAAACAAAAAAUAUAUCACACACGUAUAUUACACAUAACUGUGUGCUUUCAGAAACAAUAUUCUUGAAAAUAUAAAACAAUUUCCGGAUGUAACAUUUAUUUGGAAAUAUGAAAGCGAUGAUUUGAAAUGGGCUGAUUCUGUUUAUAACAUACAUUUUUCGAAAUGGGUUCCACAAACAGCUUUGCUUGUCGAUUCAAGAUUAUCUGCAUUUUUGACUCAUGGUGGAUUAGGAAGUACAAAUGAAUUAGCUUAUUGUGGAAAACCAGCUAUUAUGGUCCCAAUUUUCGGAGAUCAAAUGAGAAAUGCAAAUAUGUUAGCUCGAUUGAAUGGUUCAAUUGUUAUCAACAAAUUUGAUCUUUCAAAUUUUGAAGUUGUCAAUAAUGCAUUGAAAAAUAUACUUUAUGAUGAAAGUUAUUCGAAAAAUGCUCGAAAAUUGGCAGAACUUCUGAAUGAUGCACCAUUUGAUCCAAAGGAACUUGUUAUCAAAAACACCGAAUUUUUGGCCAAGUUAGAAUUUUUAUGAAAAUUUCAAUAAUGAAUACACUUUCAGAUAUGGACCAUUUCCAAGUAUGUCUCCUCGAAUUCAACAUCUUAAUUUUAUCGAACGACAUAUGUUGGAUGUUGAAAUUUACUUAUUCAUAACCAGAAAUAUUGUAUCUUUUGGUGUUGGUUUUAUCAUUACUAUUAUUUUCUUUUUAAGGCUUUGGAGAAAAUAA
Molecule: messenger RNA, 4101 nt
Organism: Caenorhabditis angaria
Lineage: Eukaryota; Metazoa; Nematoda; Chromadorea; Rhabditida; Rhabditidae
Source: the annotation of a GenBank genome assembly